Molecule: messenger RNA, 925 nt
Organism: Castor canadensis (American beaver)
Lineage: Eukaryota; Metazoa; Chordata; Mammalia; Rodentia; Castoridae
Source: RefSeq, a predicted model, not a curated record
AUGUCGGCCUCAUUACUCCGGUUUCAGAGUACUCUGGUCAUAGCUGAGCAUGCAAAUGAUUCCCUAACGCCCAUCACUCUAAAUACCAUCACUGCAGCGAAACGUCUUGGAGGUGAAGUGUCCUGCUUAGUAGCUGGAACCAAAUGUGACAAGGUGGCAGAAGAUCUCUGUAAAGUAGCGGGUGUAGCAAAAGUUCUGGUUGCUCAGCAUGAUGUGUACAAAGGCCUCCUUCCAGAGGAACUGACACCAUUGGUUUUGGAAACUCAGAAGCAGUUCAAUUACACACACAUCUGCGUUGGAGCAUCUGCCUUUGGAAAGAACCUUUUGCCCAGAAUAGCAGCCAAACUUGAUGUUGCCCCAAUUUCUGACAUCAUUGCGAUCAAGUCAUCUGACACAUUUGUGAGAACUAUUUAUGCAGGAAAUGCUUUAUGUACAGUGAAAUGUGAUGAGAAAGUGAAGGUGUUUUCUGUCCGAGGAACAUCUUUUGAAGCUGCAGCAACAAGUGGAGGUAGUGCCAGUUCAGAAAAGGCAUCAAGUACUUCACCAGUGGGAAUAUCAGAGUGGCUGGACCAGAAAUUAACAAAAAGUGAUCGACCAGAGCUAACUGGUGCCAAAGUGGUGGUAUCUGGUGGUCGGGGUUUGAAGAGUGGAGAUAAUUUUAAGUUGUUAUACGACCUGGCAGAUGAACUGCACGCUGCAGGUAAAGUUAUUUUCAUCAGUAGGGAGGAAAUAGUUUUCAUUAUUUCAUUUAUGCAUAAGUCAUUCCCAGCUGCAAGUUACUUUGCUUUCUGUACUUCUCAGUUUUUCUUUUAUUUAUUGUUUAACUUUUUAUUAAUGUGUAUGAAUUGUACAAAAUAAUGUGUUUCCUUAUGACAUUGUCAUACAUGUGUAUAACAUGCUUAGAUCACAUGCACCCCCACCAUUA